Molecule: messenger RNA, 3009 nt
Organism: Zootoca vivipara (common lizard)
Lineage: Eukaryota; Metazoa; Chordata; Lepidosauria; Squamata; Lacertidae
Gene: WDR73
Product: WD repeat domain 73
Biological process (GO): cytoplasmic microtubule organization
Cellular component (GO): cytosol; spindle pole
Molecular function (GO): protein binding
Source: RefSeq, a predicted model, not a curated record
UCUCACGUGACGGGUCCCCCUCGCUCUGCGCCGAUUGCAAGUUUUGGGAGGAAAGGAGGAUGGAGGGAGAAGGAGAGCAGGAAGGAGAGGGAGAGGAAGAGUGGCUGAUGGAGUCCUUGAGACUGUACAAUGAUCUCCACCUGUUUGAGCUUCACGAUCCCACCAGAGUCAUUGAGUGGACGGGAGAAAAAAGCAUCUGUGUGGCAGGGUAUGAGAAUGGAAGGAGGAAUGAAAUCCUCCAGCUUCUCCUGCCUCAGAGGCUGUACGCAAAGGAGAACCAGGGCUUAUGUCCAGAAAGAGAUUUCAAGGUUGAACACGGUGGGUUUUCCGAUCACCCAGUGUACCAGCUGAAGCAUGUGCCAAAGACCAGCUUGCUGGUGACAAGUGGCCCAGCGGACGGCUUCCUGCAGGUGUGGCACAUGGGGCAGGAUGAAACAGAUGUUAUUAAGCCUCUGUACACUGUCCAUACCACGCGAGGAGAGGAGCACUGCUGGGCAAAGAUUGCAACCGCUUUCUCCAAAUCGGCGUGGGUCCUUCAUGGCCUGCGGGUCAGCGAUGUUCAGGUGACGGAGAUGGAAUCCCGGAGAACCGUCUUCAUGGCAGGCUCCACAAGCACUGACGAGGUUGCCACACUGGAGUUCCUGGAUGAAGCCGCCGUCCUGGCCUGCAGCACGAAGGGGCAGCUGUUCCUGGGCGACACCAGGCAGCCGCAGGGUCUCCUGUGGGUUGGCGAGGAUGCUCACGUCUCUGAGGUGCUGCCUGGGCAGAGCUGGUGUGCUGGAGUUUGCUGUGCCCCACUGCUGUCCUCGGGGGACAGGCGGCUGGUCGCCCGCCUCUCCUCCGCCGGUCGUGUCAUGCUGACGGACCUCAGAAACCCCAUGAGACCUGUGAAGAUGGCUCAGUGCUCUGUGCCCACGGGUGGCCUCUGUGGGGCAGGGUUCCUCUCUGUCUCCUUUGCCCCUUUGCUUGGGGAACACCUGGCCAUCUCAGGCUUCGAUGGAAUCGUGCGGGUCUACGACACACACAACUGGAGCCCGUCCGUGCAGGACGUCAACCCGGCCUUCGUCCACAAAGGGCACGUCUUCAGCGGGGUGGGCAAAGCUGGAGACGCAGCCCCGGUCACCACAAGCCACGCCUGGCACCCCUCCAAGCCCCGGACGUUGCUGUCGGCGGCGAGCGACGGGUCGCUGCACGUGUGGGACUGGUCCGAGCUCUGCGCGGCCAGCUAGCCCACGCGGCAUCGCUUCCCGGCUGCGGUUCUCUCUACACUGCACACUGGAGAAAUGUCACACACCCCCUGGAACUCUUUCAGUGGAAGCAAUUGGAUAUUUUGCAAAGGAGGGGUUUUUGUUGGGGGGAGGGAUUGCAUCUUUGUGGAGCUCACCCUGCACAGCAGUUCUUCCUAAUGCUUUGUCUCUUAACUUGAGAGAAGUCCAAACCCUUCAGUGCUCUGCGGCUGCAAACGUCUGCCAGUCGUGUCACAUAGGAACGCAGGACACAGUGUGGGCAAAAUGCAGGAAAUGAGGCUGGCUACAAAAUGGGGGAGGGGGUCUUUUUAGUGUUGCCCCCCCCCCGCCAAAAAAGAACCUGAUGCCUUCACAAUAACCUUUUUAAAAGGUGCUGUACCUGUGUCAUCGCUGAUUUUAUCCUGCGUUGCAUUUCGGUGUCCUGUUUUAUGUUUCUGGUUUUUACUUGUGACCCGCCCAGACAGGUGCGCCAACUUGAAUAUAAUAUUGGGGGAGCAGCAGGUAAGCCCUACUCCCCCUUAAUCGAUUGCACCCCAAUUUGGACGGCAAUACCCAGCCACUUUGGAAGGGCCUGGUCCUCUCAAAUUAUUUUAUGGGGGUGCGAAGACCCCCUCGGCCCCUAGAAGUUGGCUCCUAUGCACCCAGAGGACUUUUGUCAUCAGGUGGUGGCUGCCGGUAAAUAGAGGAGUUAAAUAAAUUGGUGGCAUCGUGCAGGGGAGAGAAUUAGGCUCUGAAGGUCUCAGCUGCUGACAUCAGCAAAGGGGAAAAGCCGUUUUUGGGCUGCCGCCCCUUCUGCCUCUUAAGUAUUGCUGCAGUGCAUUUGCGUGCCCCCCCCCCAAAAAAACCCCAACAGAUUGUAGGUACGGUCAAAGUUGUUCAGUAGAAGCCGUCUUUGCAUUCUGGCUUUCAGGGGUGGCGAAGAUCAACGUGAGGUUAGUGACCCUGCAGGAUGCAAAUUGGUGUCUCCGAGGGUCCUUGCUUGCCAGCUCCCUUGGGAUGCCACGUUCCAACAGUUUUAUGGGGUGCGUGCAAAAUGGUUUUAAAACUUUGUGCAAACCACACAGAGCCCUGUAAAAUGGGGUGUGGACCCCCUCGUCACUCUUUUAUUUUUGAAGACCUCCCUUAUCACUAGGUACCCAUUUUAUGGCUCUGUUUGUUCAUACAAGCCACACACACAACCCAAAGCAGCGAAUAAAACAAAAGACGAAUGCCCUGGCAAUUGGAAUGCUAUACUUAAGUCUAACAAUAAACGAGUUUUCCUAAACUGGAAGGUUUUGAUUUUCUUCCUGAAGCCUUUUGAAUGUGGCACCUUCUAGGGCUCAGCCCCAAGUGAGUGUUCACCAUUAGCAAAACAUGCAAAAAGUGGUUUCCCCUCGUUUUUUCAGUCAUUGAGGCAGGAAUAAACCACUCUCUACCUCCUUUAGAGCAGAACUUCAGCCUCGAGGAAGCUGGUCUGCCAAACUCGGUGAGGAGGGCGGAAACUUGAUGUGUUUGGCACGCUGGGCAGCCAGUGUAGGGUAGUGGUUAAGAGUGCUGGACAAGGACACGCGAGACACGGGUUCAAAUCCCAACGCAGCUAUUAAGUUCCCUGGGUUGAGCCAGCUGCUGCCUCAGCCUAAUCUACCUCGCAGGGUUGUUAUUAUUCUGAGGAUUAAAUGGGGAGCAGUAUUUACACCCCCGGACCUCUGGGGAGAAAAGGUGGGAGGGAUAUAAAUGCAAUAACAACAGGGGGCAACAGGAAAACUCAAAGGAGGGGAUGGGG